AUGAAGUUUCAUGAAGAGUCUGUCAUCAAUGGAAGUGUGCUGAUCCUUCACCAGCUCCAACAUGGGAAGCACCAGUACCAAGUGGAAAAUGUGGUCCAGUACCAAAGAUCAAGCAGCGCAAAACCAAUGAUGAGACGAGGAGACAAGCUGAUGCAGAUUAAUGGCAGCGACCUGCAGGAUUUCACCCCUGAAGCCUUGGCUCAGACCAUCGCUGAGGGCCGUCCCAUGUUGACGGUGCACAAGGCGGGGGCUCAGAAGCCGCUCCACUGCUCCGAGGAGGAUGUUCUUCAUCCCGUCUCCAAGGAGCAGACCGUGCUGCAGUUCAGCAUGCGGAUGUUGCGAGAAGAAGACGCGCACGGAGGCGAAGGAGGCGGCUCGGGACAAGGCGGCGGAUGUCCAGUUGGCGACGACCACAAGCGAGGUGGCGACCUUCUGGUGGUCUCCAUGACCAAAACCAGCAUCUCGGUGAUCAGAGGGCGGGGCUGUGAGGCUGGCAGCGCCUGUAAGGGAUGUCACGGCACAGGAUGCACCCUCAAAGACGUGGUCAUGGUGUCAGAGUCCAGCACCGUCACACUCGUUUCAAGAGGAGGCGGAACCUUCAAGCUGCAGAAGUCUUUGGACACGCCCAUCGAACAUGUGGCCUCCCACAAAUACCUGCACGGGAUUUGCUCCCAGAAGACUAUAUAUGCAUCAGCUAAUCCAGAGAAAAUGACCAUCUACUACUACAAGUCCACGUGUCCAGAGUCCAGGUUCCCCGUGGUGUUGAACUUCUCAGGCUCCGACUGCUUCCUCAGGUGCUCCAAGGAAGGCAAGCAGGUGCUCCUGCAAGUGGAGGCGUGUGAGAAGCAGAAACUGAAAAGCAUCUCCCUGAAGGAUGACAUCAUCCUGUCUUACGUCUUCUACAUGAAGAGUGACGUCACCAAGCAGCGGCACUUUGAGUCUGCUCUCUACCCGGGUUGGUUCAUCCAGGUGUGCUCCUCAGACGCCGUGCAGGUGGCACAGCUGCCAGAGCGCACGCAGCCCGAGCCCUUCCUCUUCAUCAUCCAGACCUAGACCUCACUGCAGAGACACUCAGGUGCCUUGUCAAGUGUAAAAAGAAGUGAAGUUAUUAUCACUGCCUAUGUUUCUGGACAAAUAUAAGUUAAGAGUGGCACCUCCAUUUAUGAACCUACUUGGUUCUUCAUGAAUGGAAAAGUUUGUAAAGUGAGGCAAACAAUGUCAAUAUGAAUAAUUGGUUCCAGCCUGCACAAAAGUCCAUAUUUGAACACAAUAUAAAAUACUAAAUGUCAAGCAAACUUUCUAUUUAUUAACAAGACAAAACAACAACGGCAAGCUAAACUGUCCUGGAUGUGCUGUUCUGCAAACGCACGCACCAGAAGUCCCUUUGGUGCCCUUACAAACGAUCAGAAAUCACAAAAAUGUUCUUACUUAUAACAACCAUACUGCUACAAUAAUCUAGAAAAAAGUCAAAUCUACUCGCCACAAAUUAACGUCGACGGCGGCACACAAGAUGAGCGAAUGAAGCCUUGCUAAAUAUUUGUUGCCAUGUGAAGGUUGGUAAACAUAAAAGUUGACAAAUAAAGGGUUAGUACAUGGAUGUUCCACGUUCAUAACUCACAAUAAUUCAUACAUUUCAU
Molecule: messenger RNA, 1637 nt
Organism: Entelurus aequoreus (snake pipefish)
Lineage: Eukaryota; Metazoa; Chordata; Actinopteri; Syngnathiformes; Syngnathidae
Exons: 7
Coding region: 1-1053 (350 amino acids)
Biological process (GO): macrophage chemotaxis; cytokine-mediated signaling pathway; immune response
Molecular function (GO): cytokine activity
Source: RefSeq, a predicted model, not a curated record